CAGUAUAACAGCCGAGCCGUCGCGCAGUAGACGCGUCGUCUUUACGUACACCUCAGGCUGUGCAGCAGCCCACUACUGUGCGCGCAGCGAUAUAUAUAUAUAUACGAUAUUAUAUAUAUGUAUAGAUACUCACUCAAAGCUCGUGCAUCGAUAUAUACGUAAAGGUGCACACGCACAAAAACGAACGAACGAACGAACGACCGACGCAUACCUGUGCGCUCGCGAUCGCGUUUCGCGUAGUAAAGUGAGAGAGAUACGCGGAUCUCUCUCGAGAGAGACAGUGCAAAGAGAGAGAGAGAAGAAGCGUUUGUGCGAAUUCGGAACUGGCGAAUUCCUAUAAUACGAUUGGACCCGCAGUUGGACUGUGCACGCGCAAUAAUAAUAAGUGUGUCGGUGUUGUGCUGUGUGUGUUGGUGUGUUGGUGCGGAGUGAGCACUGCAUACAUCAUAAGUGAAUAAGUCGGUGCUGGCUGGCUGCUGUGCACUGUGCACUCCGUGUGUCUGUGUGCAAAAAGUGUGUGUGUGCGUGCGUGCGUGCGUGCGUAUAUGCGUGUGUAAGUGUGUGCCCCCCCGCCACCGCCGUCGCCGCAACCGCUGAAAGGGUGCACCGAAAUUUCUAUACGCCAAGUGUGUGCUCGUGUGCGUGUGAGACCCUUUACUCACCCGCGUCAUUAAACAAGUGCUAAAAAGAAAGAGCCGUGCCAACUGUAUACGCGCUCUCUCUCGUACCUGUUCUAAACUUCCAUAUAUAUAUAAAAAUAAUAAAAUACUGAAAAGGUAUUUUGCGCCGCGCAUGCGACGAAGAGAAGAAGCGAGCGAGAGGUGAACGCGUAAAAAGCUUGUGUUCAGCUCGCUAUAUAGUGCAAAUAUUAUAUCGUAAAAGAGUGCGUAGGACUACUUCGGGCGACGCCGAAUAAUAAAUAUCAUCGUCGUCAUCAUGUCGCGUUCCUCGACAGCGGCUGGCCGUCGUCUCAUGGCCGUGAUCUGCUCCUUGCUCGUCCUCGGCCUCGCCAACGCCGACUCCGCUCAAGCUGCGCCGCGCCUGGACCUGGAAAAUCUCGAGUCGGGCUAUCAUGGCCUGGUCAAGGAGAACGAGACCCUGGUGGAGGUCACGCCGCAGAUACGCGCCCUCGGCGCCAAGGUCUGCAGCUUCCGGAUCGCCAACAAGCACCACGGCGACGCCCCCUUCGAGAUCGUCGUCAAGGAGAACGGCCGCGCGGAGCUGCGCGCCCUGCGCGUGCUCAACUGCGAGAAGCGGCGCAACUACAAGUUCGACAUAUCCGCCGUGGCCUGCAACGGCGCGCAAUCCGAAAACGCCAGCGUGCACAUCACCGUGGUCGACGUGAACGAGUACGCCCCGCAAUUCCUCCAGCCCGCCUACGUCUCCACCGUGGACGAGGGCCGCCUCUACGAGGAGAUCGUGCGGGUCGAGGCGUCGGAUCGCGACUGCACGCCGAAAUUCGGCGACGUCUGCAAGUACGAGAUACUGACGGCCGAUCAGCCCUUCGUGAUCGACAACGAGGGCGCCAUACGUAACACCGAGCCGCUGGACUACGAGCGCUCGCACAAUUACAUACUCAGCGUGGUGGCCUACGACUGCGGCAUGAAGCAGUCGGCGCCGGCCAUGGUUACCAUCAAGGUGAACCGAGUCUGCUCGCCGGGCUGGCGCGGCGUGCCCGAGCGCGUCGAUUACGCGGCCGGCGUCGAGGCCCAGCCCGUCCUACCCUCGGCCCGUCUCGAGCUCUGCGACGCCCCGUGCAGUCUGCGCAGUCUCAGGGCCACCCUGACCCUGGCCACCGAUCACAUCGGCAAGGGCUGCGAUCGCGACACCUACACGGUCCGGAGCCAGCGACGUCUGUGCGGCGCAGCCAGGGACAGCAUCGAUCUGCUGCCGACCCCGGGACCUCUGACCCCGUGGACGGCUGGUCUGUCGCGCGACGAGGGCCGCGAGUCCGACGAGAUCUUCGAGUUCGACGGCGCCAACAGCGCCGCCAUCGUGCCCGACGACGUGCUCGAGCACAAUCUCGCCCAGAAGUUCAGCAUCGGCGUCUGGGUGAAGCACAGGCCGAGGCCCAGGCAGGAUCCCCACGUGAAGGAGCACAUCCUCUGCGCCGCCGAUGAUCACAAAAUGAACCGCCACCACUACGCCCUGUUCAUCCGCAACUGUCGCCUCAUCCUCCUCCUGCGUCGCGACUUCUCCGAGGGCGAUCCCGACAUGUUCCGGCCGGCCGAGUGGCGCUGGAAGCUGCCCCAGGUCUGCGACGAUCGCUGGCAUCACUACGGCGUCCAGGUCAACUUCCCGCGCGUCAGUCUGUACGUGGACGGCGACGAGUGGCGCGCCGACAAGAUGAACCCGGAGAUCAUCGACGACUGGCCGCUGCACCCGGCCAAGGGCAUCAACACCUCGCUGGUGGUGGGCGCCUGCUGGCAGGGCUCCGACAACAAGACUCGCCAUCACUUCCGCGGCUACAUGGCUGGCUUGUCGGUCCUCGUGGGACGCAACGAGAAGCCCGACGUGCUGGGCUGUCUGCGGCGCUGCCAGGAGGGCAUCCACGUGCCCCCCAUGGAUCUGCUCCAGCCGGGCACGGAGCUACUGACCAACUCGGACCUGACCGAGCUGCGCAUCGAGGGCGACAACAAGACCAACGUCGAGACGCUGCUGCGUCGCAUCGGCUACAGCAAUUCCAGGCGCUUCCCCACCCCGGGUCGUCGCAACUUCAAGCUCGACACGACCAUCGUCUGCGAGGGCAGGGAGGACCGGCCGCUCACCGUGCCCGCUGUCCAGUCCUACGUGUUCGUGCUGCCGCCGCCACGUCCCGGCAUCACCGUCAACGGCACGAGCUACGUGGCGCGCGAGUACUCGGACUUCCGCGUGGGCGUGCGCGUCUUCCCCGACGCCAAGGUGACCGCGGGCAGCGCCGCGCGCCUCGACGCCUGCGCCGUCUCCGUCUAUCCGAGCCUCAAUCCGGACCACGAGACUCUGAGUCUGCCCGGCGACACUCUGCGCCGCUUCCACUCGAUAAGCGCCCGCGUGGAUCGCGACGGCGUCGUGCUCUCGGGCGCCGACACGCCGCACAACUAUCAGCAGAUCAUACGCUUCAUCACCUACACGAAUCGCAAGCCGGCCUACUAUCUCGAUCGCGUGUUCAAGCUCACCUGCUCGGAGCUCAGCGGACGCUUCGCCAGCAACGAGUACAUACAGACGCUGGCGGUGAUCCACCCCAAGGAGAAGUCCACGACGGUCCUGCCGGCUGCGUCGUCGGCUCAGCCGGUGCAGAAACAUCACGAGCAGCAACAACACGCGGCUGCUGCGUCCGGACACACGGGUAACGACAUCCCGUUGACGCACGUGCCGCUGGAGCCGCAGCCGGGCCACGCCAUGCUGUCGCCGCAUCACGCCGAGCUCAGCGCCGAGGAGUACGCGACGACGCAGCUGCGUAACGGCCUCGACGGCGGCGAGCACGUAGCCACCACAGGGGGCAGUCACGCCGUGUCCGUGGUGGCCGUGUGCUGCAUCGGUUUCCUCGCGAUCAUGGUGGUGAUCGGCGCGAUACGCGUGCGCGGCGCCAACAAGAGACGUCGCGCCGCCGGCGAGGAGCUCGCCGCCGAGACCGAGAUGGCCUGGGACGACUCGGCGCUGGCCAUCACCGUCAACCCGAUGGACAGGCUGAACGAGGCCGAGGCCGGCACAAGCCGAGGAGGACACCACGCCGCUGGUGGACACAACAACGACGACCUGGACGACUCGGCGAGCAGCGACAGCGAGGACGGCUCCUACAGGGACGACGAGCUCGACAGCUCGGACUGCGACAACGACUGCGACCUCGGCGGCGGCCGGCGUCACGGAAGAAACUCGCCGGAUUACGAGUGGGACCAUCCGAACGUUUAAGGAGAGAGUGAGAGAGAUGGAGCUGCCACGGGGACAUGAAAAUGGACACGAUUCGGCUGGCGUUAAUUUAUCAUUAAGGCAUUAUGGAGCUUCGCUAUGCAAAUCAUCUACUUGAAACGAGACAAAGGAGCCGUGAAAUCUAAAUGGAUCAAUUGCGUAGAGCUACACAGCAGCCAUGAUGUCUGGAAAAAUAAUUUUAAGCUAUUCUUUUCUAGCUAAGAGAACAAAAUUACAAAAUUGAAGAAUCGUUGAUAUAAGUUUGCCCCGAGAAUUUUGCAUGGCGUGAAUUUCGCAAAACACUCGCUCUUGCAGAUUCAUGCCAUACACGUCUGCCCCGCAAACACACAAAAAUAUAAGUGACACUUUGUAUCACGCCUCUCCCCCAAAACCAUAUGUAUAGGAUAUCUUCGAACAAAGUUAAAAAUAAAAAUGCUCCGCUUCGCGUUUAUAUAGCUUCAAUAAACGAAACGACCGAAUACUAAUAAAAACUGUACAUUCUCUCGUAUCGGUUCGAUUGGGAGUAUCAUCUAAUUAAUGUAUCCGUCCCCUUUAGAUUGAUUUUAAUAAAAUACAAAGCUAUUGUAAUGAUAUAUAUAUACCUGAGACAUCGGCGUGUCCGAAAUCGUAAUUUAUGUGCAUGGAUGAAUAGGAUAAAAAAAAAGAGAAAGAUAAGAAAAAAAAAAUUAUGCGACGGAUUGUGUAAGAGUGCGGGACACGCUUAAUCAGCUUUUGGCUUCAACCCGAGCCAUAGACGAGUACGACGAGCCGAAAACGCUUCUUUCUGCGCAAACAAAACGUACUCGGCGUUGUAAAUCGCAGCGAUGAUCCUCGAGGUAUAAAUAUAUUUACUAAAUAUCAUAAUGUAUUCUACGAUAGUAUUUUCUCACUCUUACACUGAUUCACACGCAUAAAAAUAUCGAACGUGAGCCGUGCAGGCACAUUCCUACUUUUGGAUGCGAAAAAUAAAAGCCAUUAAAUGUAAUACGGGAAAAUAUAAUGUGGGAGUACGCGAACGAAAUUUUUUAAUGUUAAAUAAUAUGCUUGCAAAGUUUAUAUUAGUGCAGAAAAUAAGAUGAACUGAGAUUGCGUCAGAAAAACUAAUUAUAAAAUUAAAAAAAAAAAAAA
Messenger RNA from Trichogramma pretiosum, 5013 nucleotides. It is a transcript of the gene Cals, whose product is annotated as calsyntenin-1. The transcript is spliced from 7 exons. Gene Ontology annotation, molecular function: amyloid-beta binding; X11-like protein binding; calcium ion binding. The record is from RefSeq and is a predicted model, not a curated record. Gene Ontology annotation, biological process: positive regulation of synaptic transmission; homophilic cell-cell adhesion; positive regulation of synapse assembly. Lineage: Eukaryota; Metazoa; Arthropoda; Insecta; Hymenoptera; Trichogrammatidae. Gene Ontology annotation, cellular component: postsynaptic membrane; cell surface. The coding region runs from base 937 to 3888 and encodes 983 amino acids.